This is a messenger RNA of Panonychus citri (citrus red mite), 1174 nucleotides long. Its product is annotated as dnaJ homolog subfamily B member 12-like. NCBI's taxonomy places the organism in Eukaryota, Metazoa, Arthropoda, Arachnida, Trombidiformes, Tetranychidae. Gene Ontology annotation, molecular function: Hsp70 protein binding. Gene Ontology annotation, cellular component: endoplasmic reticulum membrane. The record is from RefSeq and is a predicted model, not a curated record. The transcript is spliced from 3 exons. Bases 141 to 1034 code for a protein of 297 amino acids. Gene Ontology annotation, biological process: cellular response to misfolded protein.
UGAUUCAUUUUAUUUGGUCAUUUGUUUUUAUUGGUAAAUUAAUCGGUUUUUGUUUGUUUAUUUCUUAAUAAUUUAGGGACUACUAAUUAAUCUUUUGUUUUUAGACUUGUUCCCCUUGAUUUUUACAUUUUGUUAAUACCAUGGAUUCCCCCUCAUCAUCCAGCUCAAAUGAAUAUACUCAGGAACAGUUGGAGGCUGUUCGGCGUAUCAAACGGUGUAAAAAUCAUUAUGAACUAUUAGGAGUGAGCAAAGAAUUUACGGAAGCUGAAUUAAAGAAACAAUAUCGUAAAAUGGCCUUACAAUUUCAUCCGGAUAAGAAUAAAACACCAGGAGCUUCAGAAGCAUUUAAAGCGAUUAGUAAUGCUUUCGUGGUUCUUUCAGAUACCGAGAAAAGAAGGCAAUAUGAUCUAUAUGGACCUGAAGAUGGAUCUAGUCGAUCACAAACUAGUUCUCGUUCAAGAACAACCGUUUUUACUGAUGAUGGUAAUUACUUUGAAUAUCAUAGAGGAUUUGAUGGUGAUGUUUCAGCUGAAGAAUUGUUUAAUAUGUUCUUUGGUGGUGGAAAUGUAUAUUUACGUCGUAAUGGUCGUUAUCCUAGUUCAAGGACUCAAAAUCAAUCACCACAACAAGAACCAAGCGGUUUUGGUGUCCUAAUUCAAAUGUUACCUGUUCUGUUCCUUGUCUGCCUAUCAAUGAUGAGCUCAUUCUUUGUCUCAGAUCCAGCAUUCAGUUUACAAAGAACUCUAAAAUAUUCAAAUGAAAGAACAACUUCUUCAUUUAAGGUCCCUUAUUAUGUAAAAGAUAAUUUUGAAAAUGAAUACAAAAGUAAUUUAAGACGAGUAGAAGCUUUAGUAGAAGAAGAAUAUGCUAACAAUCUAAGAGCAGCUUGUUAUCGAGAGAAAAAUCAUCGAGAUGCAAUGUUAUGGAGAGCCCGAAGCUAUGGGGAUAAAGAAUUGGAGGAAAAAGCCAGAGCCUACAAAUUAAAUUCUUGCACCAAAUUUAAUGAGAUGCGAGAACAUUAUGUUUACUAUUAAUCCUUUUAUUGGGAUGAAACCAUUGAUUCGAAAACAUUUAAAUGGACUAUCGAGAAAAGAGAAAAACAAUUUCUUACCAGUUCUUCACUAUAAUUUGAUGACAAUUCAUAAUUAUCAACAUCACCAACACACAACCACCA